GGAUUCCUGCGUUGUCAUGCGGCUUAAAAUAUGACCGUUUAGUUUAUAUUGUCGGAUGCAGUUGUUGAAGAAGAAGAAAGUUGUUAGAAACCACGCACGCAAUCGUACCUAGGCACUGUACGUUAAUGCCGUUCGCGAAGAUAACGCGAUUUAUAAUUAAUUCAUAUCAAAUAAUUAUGUAAAGGAACAAAAGUGGAAAAAUGAAUCUGUUAUUAACACGAUAUAAAGUGCAGAGUAAAUGGUGCGUUAUUUUCGUUAUAUUGCAAUUUGGCGUAAUAUCCCUUGGCGAAGUAUCUUUUGAGACGGAAAUUGCUAACCUAGAAAAUGAAAAAUUGCCAUUGGCAAAUGUCUCUUUGCCGGUGCUUAACAAUUUGAAAGUUAUUACAAAUACAAGUCAGGCGUCUGCAAUUACAAAUUCAAAUUUGAUUAUUGACGAUGAAAGUAAGACAAAAAACUGGCCUAAGAAUUCUGUAAAUGAAUUCGUUAAAUUAUCUGCCAUUAAUAUAACUGUGACAACAUCAAAAUCUCAAACCAUAUAUUCUGGAGCGAAUACGGAACAAAAUGAUAAUAUUGUUAAAAAUGUAACGACCGAAAAAAAUAACGCAGAUAUAACGGGUGGCCUGAUUAAUGAGAAAAAUGGAACCGUGAUUACCGAUUACUCAUCCUCUCAAAGUCCAGAUAUUAUUAAUGCAACAAAUACAAGUACAACAACAAUUGCGCCUGCAGAACCAGUACUACCUGACAAGGAUUCUGCAGAGGAAGAACAUAAUAGUUCAAUGUCCAUAUUUUUUGUUCUUUGCGUUUUAGCAUUAGGAAUUCUAUUAAUACAUCUCAUGCUUCAAACAAACUUUCAAUAUCUACCGGAGUCUGUGGUUAUUGUAUUCUUAGGUGGUGCUAUUGGCAUGAUCAUAAAUCUUAUGUCCCAUCAAAAUAUAGCAAAUUGGAGAAAGGAGGAAGCUUUUUCUCCAACUGCUUUUUUCCUCGUACUCCUACCGCCUAUAAUAUUUGAAUCUGGAUAUAACUUGCACAAGGGAAAUUUCUUUCAAAACAUAGGUAGCAUUCUGGUAUUUGCAAUCGUUGGUACGGCCAUUUCUGCAUUCGUCAUUGGCGCAGGAAUUUAUUUAUUAGGUUUAGCACAGGUCGCGUAUAGGCUUAGCUUCGUCGAAAGUUUUGCAUUUGGAUCAUUAAUAUCUGCCGUAGAUCCAGUUGCUACAGUUGCAAUUUUUCAUGCACUAGAGGUCGAUCCAAUUUUAAAUAUGUUAGUUUUCGGAGAGUCCAUUUUAAAUGACGCAAUAUCUAUUGUUUUAACAACUUCGGUAUUAGAAUCGAAUAAUGCUACUACCACUAGCGAAGCCAUUAUUCUUGGCAUAAAUAGAUUUUGUCUUAUGUUUUUUGCCUCUGCUGGUAUUGGAGUUGUUUUCGCACUUAUAAGUGCUUUACUAUUGAAGCAUGUUGAUCUCAGAAAAAAUCCAUCUCUUGAAUUUGGAAUGAUGUUGGUCUUCACAUAUGCCCCUUAUGUCUUGGCAGAAGGCAUACAAUUAUCUGGUAUUAUGGCAAUAUUAUUUAAUGGAAUAGUUAUGUCGCACUAUACUCAUUUUAAUCUGUCAACCGUUACUCAGAUCACAAUGCAACAGACUAUGAGAACUUUAGCUUUUAUAGCUGAAACAUGUGUCUUUGCUUAUUUAGGAUUAGCUCUUUUUAGUUUUAGGCAUAGAGUGGAACCUGCUCUAAUCAUAUGGUCUAUUAUAUUGUGUCUUAUCGGUAGAGCAGCAAAUAUUUUUCCAUUGGCUCUUCUUGUUAAUCGCUUUCGAGAACAUCAAAUUACCAAAAAAAUGAUGUUCAUUAUGUGGUUCAGCGGUCUUCGAGGUGCUAUAUCGUAUGCACUAUCGCUUCACUUGGAUUUUAGCGAUGAAACUCGUCAUGUCAUUAUUACAACUACAUUGAUUAUUGUCUUAAUUACAACGUUGAUAUUUGGUGGCUCUACAAUGCCAUUGCUUAAAUUUUUACGUGCAGAAAAGAAACAAAAGAACAGUAGAAGGAAGAAGAAGGAUAAAGAAGUUUCAUUGAGUAAAACAAGAGAAUGGGGUCAGACGAUUGAUUCUGAACACUUGUCAGAACUGACAGAGGAAGAAAUGGAAGUAUCUUUUCUCCAAUCGCGGAUUCAUGGUUUCGCAAGAUGGGAUCUGAAAUUUUUCAUUCCAUUUUUUACUCGAAGGUUUACACAACAAGAACUGAAGGAUUGUAAAUCACAGAUGACAGACUUGACAAACCAGUGGUAUCAAGCAAUCAGAAUUAGUCCAUUAGAAUCAGAUGAUGAUGCGACGACUGCAUCAACAGCACAAUUAAAUAUUAAUGUUUCUGAGGAAUCUCGAAAUGGAAGAUGGGUAAAGGAUAAAAAAGGACGUUCUAGUCAUGGAGAUAACGAAGAAUGGUCUGAUUCAAAUUAAAGUUUAUAUAAUAGUUUACAGAAAUAUAUCAUGCGGCGAUAUGAGAUUGUACAAUGAGUGACCUUUAAAAUGUAAAAUCUGGCAUAUCCUACUUAAUGAUUAAUUUAAUAAUGACUCUGUGGAUAAUUUUCUACAUAAUGUCGUAAUAUAUGAUUGUUUUUUUUCUUUUUUUUUCUUUUUUUCUUUUUUAGUCAUAUGUAAUAUACUAUUUAUAAUUUAUUUUUAUAAAUGAAACUUAAAUGUGCAUAUUAUAUCAUUUUAUAAUUCAGCCUUAUAUAACAUUAUUAUAAACUAUUAUGGAACGUAUUGAAGUAUUGAGUGAAACGUAAAUAGAAAUUUCAGUUUCCUUAUUUUUUGCACUUACUACGUUUUAACUUCGCAAAACUUUGUAAAUGACAUGCACAUAGAUAACGCAAACUGAUAUUCUUAUCUAUUCUGCCUUAUAUAUUAUGCACAACUAUUUUUGUACAGUUUUACAAAUAAAUUUAGUAUUAAGUAACAAUUUUCCAAUGAAUUUUAUAAUUUAUAAAUAUUCGUAUAUCACAAGUCAUUGUAUUUUAUAAAUAAUAGAAAGCAUGAAGUAUCGUAAUAAGAAUGUAAAGCCGAAACUGCGCCUAUAAAUGUAUAUUUUUUUAAAACAUGGAAAUUUUUUUAGAUGGAUAGGUUUGAAAAUUAUCGUUAAGGGUUAUCCGUAAAAAUCCUUUUAGUAUUCCAUAAUUAGUAUGUACGUACAGUAGAAUUGUUUAUAUUUAAUCUUCUACUUAUGUUAUUUCCAAUUGUAUUUCAAAUGACGUAGUACAGCACGUGCUGGCAUAGUGCUCAAAUAUAUAUUGGUCAAGUAUUUUACUUUUA
Vespa mandarinia (Asian giant hornet) is the source of this 3299-nucleotide messenger RNA. RefSeq names its product Na[+]/H[+] hydrogen exchanger 1 (gene Nhe1). NCBI's taxonomy places the organism in Eukaryota, Metazoa, Arthropoda, Insecta, Hymenoptera, Vespidae. Gene Ontology annotation, molecular function: sodium:proton antiporter activity; potassium:proton antiporter activity. The record is from RefSeq and is a predicted model, not a curated record. Gene Ontology annotation, biological process: regulation of intracellular pH; sodium ion transport; potassium ion transmembrane transport. Gene Ontology annotation, cellular component: membrane.